AUGUACACAGAAGUUGAUGUAUUCGUUAGUAAUUAUACUCUAAUUGAUCCUGAAAUAUACCAACUGUGGAUUGAAGGCUGUUCCUCGAGUGAAGCAGUAUCCACGCUACAUCAGCGAGGAUUCGCCAAGCAGCAUGGAGCGACGGUGGAGCUCAUUGCCAGCGAUGUGUUGGAUCAUUACAGAACAUUCGCCCUUCUAGAGCGUCUCCUAACAGUUCCCUCGAAGCUGUCUGAACAGAUGAUAUUCCAGAUCGAUGACGCCACAAAACAAAUGCUGAUUGAGAAAUACUAUGACCUCGACGAUGCAGUGAUCAGGGAGCUGCUUGGUAGGAAACUGUCUUCACGACAUAGAAAGGAUCUUGACGAGGUAGCGGAGCGUUCAGGCGCGCCGCUCCGUUGUUGCCGGCGACAGUUCGACAACGUGCGGCGCGUGUUCAAGGCGGUCGAGGAGAUGCCGGGCAACGUCGUCGCCAACAUCAGGACCACCUUCCUACUGUCCGAGCCGCUUGCGAAGAAGUACGGCGCAGUGGUGUUCAUAGCGUGCAUGCGGUUCGAGACUGCGAAGCGGAAACUCACCUAUCUUACGUUCAACGACUUCUACCACUGCGCCCAGGCUAUAAUGUCCAGCUGGACAUACAGCUGUACAGGUCCGGAGUACUACGACACGGAGAUGGACCGCGAGUUCCUGCUGGAGCUCAGGGAGCUCAGGAUACUGCUGGACAAGGAGAAGGAACAUAAACAUUUAAUCUGCAUGCGUCUGCGUCCGAAGUUGUUGGAGAAAUCUUACCAAGAACUGGAGCUGAAUUUCAGACUAUACACGCGCGCCUUGGUCGGCCUGGCUUGCAACUUACACCGCGGUAGAGAGCUGAGAUCAUUAUUCAUUGAUCUUCUGGAAAGAUGUGUAGAGCCACUGAGGUUGGGAUCUUGGCCGAAGACAGACCUAGCGCAAUUCCUUUGCGCGUACGAACAAUGCGCGCUGCAGAUGGACGUGUUAAGAGAAGCUGACUUGAAGAGCGUUUGGGAAAGAUACAUGCGAGUUAUAAGCCAAUGUCUAUUGACUAUGUAUCAUGUGUAA
This is a messenger RNA of Spodoptera littoralis (African cotton leafworm), 1074 nucleotides long. The record is from the annotation of a GenBank genome assembly. NCBI's taxonomy places the organism in Eukaryota, Metazoa, Arthropoda, Insecta, Lepidoptera, Noctuidae.